GCGGCAGCGGCCGGGCCCCUCCAGCAGCGCUGGCCGGGCCCUGGGAGGCGGUGGGGCGGGCAGGGCCGGGCGGUAGGGCCCCGCCGGCGACCCGUGAGGAGCGGGGGGCGGCGGGGCGGUCCGAUCCGAUGCGGCGGCGGGGCGCUGAGGCGGCGCGGCGGGCAGGAUGCACCAGAAGCUGCUGCGGAGCGCGCACUACAUCGAGCUGGGGAGCUACCAGUACUGGCCCGUGCUGGUGCCCCGUGGCAUCCGCCUCUACACCUACGAGCAGAUCCCCGUCUUCUUGAAGGACAACCCUUACAUCACCGACGGCUACCGGGCCUACCUGCCCUCCCGCCUCUGCCUCAAGAGCCUCUUCAUCCUCUCCAACGAGACCGUCAACAUCUGGAGCCACCUGCUCGGCUUCAUCCUCUUCUUCACCCUGGGCAUCUACGACCUGACGGCUGUCCUGCCGGCCGCCGGCGCCUCCCGAGAGGACUUCGUCAUUUGCUCCGUCUGCCUCUUCUGCUUCCAGGUCUGUAUGCUUUGCUCAGUAGGAUAUCAUCUUUUCUGUUGUCACCGCUCAGAGAAGACCAGCCGGCGAUGGAUGGCAUUAGAUUAUGCAGGAAUUUCCAUUGGUAUCCUGGGCUGCUAUGUCUCAGGCGUGUUUUAUGCAUUUUAUUGCAAUAAUUACUGGCGUCAGGUAUAUUUAAUCACUGUGCUGGCAAUGAUCUUGGCAGUAUUUUUUGCUCAGAUUCAUCCCAGUUACCUCACACAACAGUGGCACAGGCUGCGCUCCAUCAUCUUUUGCUCAGUGUCUGGAUAUGGAAUCAUUCCCACCAUCCACUGGGUUUGGCUCAACGGUGGCAUAGGAGCAUCUAUUGUACAGGAGUUUGCUCCGCGUGUAGUUGUCAUGUACUUCAUCGCUGCUGUAGCUUUUCUCUUCUAUAUUUCCAAAGUUCCAGAAAGAUACUUCCCAGGACAGCUGAACUACCUCGGCUCGAGUCAUCAAGUAUGGCAUAUCCUUGCAGUGGUGAUGCUGUACUGGUGGCAUCAAUCCACCGUGUACAUCAUGCAAUAUCGACACAGCAAGCCCUGUCCUGAGUAUAACACAGACUUGUGAGUGAAGAGGUGCUGUGAUGAAAUUUCUGAUUUUGCGGGUCUGGACCUUACCUGACAAGCUGAGCUAUGGAGUUAAGCACUGAGGCAGUUCCUUUUCUGAGUGCUGGACUGUUACCUGCUUACUGGGACAGUAUGUUAUUACGAGUUUUGAGAAAACCAACAGCAUUGCCCAGGAUCUGAGAUGCAUUCUUGGUGUUCUGCUAUCAAGUACAAAUGGGUCUUCCUGGAGUGGGGCAAUGGAAAGCUGGGCUGUAAAACUCAGCGUUCCGAUCACAGCAGUAUUUUUUUUUUCUUGGUAAACACUAACAACAAAAGUAAGUGCCCUUGCUGAGCUAAUGGGCCUGUAUACCAGGUUUUUAGGUUUUGUGUAAGUGCAUAAUUAAGAAACUGCUCCGGACAGCGUGCUUGUAAAACCGUGAUAACUGUGGGACCUGGUCUUGGAUCUAAAUCACAGCGAUACAGUGUGCUGCGUCCUUCAGAGUCUUUGAAUGACAUGCUUACGCUUCAGCUUCGGUAUGGUAACAUGUAAAACCGCAUUUUGUGGACUCUUGUACUUUUCUGGAUGAGCUCUUUUCCUUUUUCUGGAAGAUCACGUCAUCCACCAGAGCUGUAUCUUCAUUUCAGAUCUUAAAAGUUGCUUCCUCCAGUCUGGAUAGCACCAUUACUUCAAGAAAUUUCUCUAGAUCCCUUCAGUAAUAUGGAAUUAGUAUUCCAAAAUGUUUCAGGAGUAGUACUAUGUUUGUUACUAUCAUGCAAUGGGUAGAGAUACUAAGAAUUUUUUUUAGUUAAAUUUGUUUAUCAGGAUGAAAUUAACACACCCCGAGCAAUGAACAUGCCGGGGAUUCAAGUCACUGAACUUUGGCUUUUUAACGUGCGACAUAUUAUAAUGUACUUGCAGACUUUGUUCCGGAAAAUGACUUAUUGCCAUAAGCUUGCCACAGUAAAAAGGUUGCCUUGGGUUUUAGAAUCUGCUGUGAAACCAUCUCCUACAAACUUAAUGCUAGGGAGAUAUGAAACGCACAGGUUAUCAGAUAGCUGUAGCACAGCAUAAUUAACCUCAAUGGGUGCCAGUUGUUCAAACAGGAUUGGAAUUCUUUGCAUUUCUGGGUUAGAAUCAGCAUUUUUAAGUGACUUCUGUGUAGCAGCUGUACUUGUGUUUACAGUUCAGUUGAGCAGCAGUAGCAAAUGCUACUGCUUUGCACCAUCAAGUGUUAGUCAGCAUUAGCCAUUGGGAGAUUCCUCUGCUUGCCUCAAGAUGCAGUUACAACUUAAUCCCAAGUGACUAAAGCUUGGGAACAGAGCUGUUGAAGGACCCGAUUACAUUGGUAUGGCUAGCGUUAGAAAGCAGAAGGUAGCCCAAGUAUUUCUGCUUUGACUACAGGCUGUUCUGAGAUUAGGAACUGUCCUCGCUGACCUUGCUACACUUCCCCUUGUUACCUGCAGCGUGGCCUUCGAUAGUGUCCCAGCAUCUUCUCGCAUUUUUUGUGAUCGUCUGACAACAGCCAGCUUCAUACACACCAAUAAGGGCCUUGUAAGAUUUCAGACAAGUUGUCUUACACCUGAGGCCAAGGAAGAGACCGCCCUGCCUCACAGCAGGUAGGAGAACCUUGGGCAACCAUGGUAAAAGCUGUGUAACACGGGGGAAGCCCUUAACAAACUGUUGGCCUUGUCUAUGCUAUGCCAUUGGCUCUUCCCUCAGAGAGGGUUCUCACCCGAUGGAUUUUAGCUGAUGCAGCGGGGGAGAGGCUGGCUUCCUGCAGUUCCCUCCAUGGGGUGGGCAGGCUGCUCUUAGGUCCCCCCAAAGCUGUCUGCUGCCCGGGCUGAACGAGCCCAGCUCCCUCAGCCUUUCUCGUUAGGGCUGUGCCAAGGACAUAUGGACUAGCGACAGAAACCAUCAGGCACCUGCACACUCAUCGGGGGUGGAGAAGGCAGGACGUGAACUCUGCUGGUGUGCUGGAGAGUAAUGCUCACAGUGUUAAGUUCAGCAGGUUGUUAUGGGAUGGGGGUUUUUCAACUCCAGAGACAAGUGGUGGAAAGAAUUGACUUUGCAUUUAAGAUUCAACUCCCAGACCUUUGAGCCUUUCAGUGUAGACACUGAUUUUUUUUAUUUUAUUUAUUUUUUUAAACUUGACAACCAAGCAAGUUUCAAGUGCACUAAUUACUACUACUGAAGCCUGACAAAGAACCUGCAGCUUUAAAAGCCUGUUUCCAGUGUUAUGUGAACAAUACUACUUGGAGAAUGUGUGUGUAUUGAAAGCCUACUAAUGUUAUAGUUUGCUAAUGUAUUUUUUUUAAUGUAAACUCUUAACUACUCUGGCAUUUUUCACUGGAUAAGGAAAUUGACUGCAAAGCUGUACAUUUUUAUUACCCUGACAAAAUUUAUCAAAGCUGCAUGGUGAUCUUUUAUGUACAUACUGAACCUGUAAAUAAAUCUCAGUUCAUUGGA
Falco peregrinus (peregrine falcon) is the source of this 3547-nucleotide messenger RNA. RefSeq names its product progestin and adipoQ receptor family member 3 (gene PAQR3). Gene Ontology annotation, cellular component: membrane. The record is from RefSeq and is a predicted model, not a curated record. Lineage: Eukaryota; Metazoa; Chordata; Aves; Falconiformes; Falconidae. Gene Ontology annotation, molecular function: signaling receptor activity. The transcript is spliced from 7 exons. Bases 167 to 1102 code for a protein of 311 amino acids.